This is a messenger RNA of Racocetra persica, 502 nucleotides long. The record is from the annotation of a GenBank genome assembly. NCBI's taxonomy places the organism in Eukaryota, Fungi, Glomeromycota, Glomeromycetes, Diversisporales, Gigasporaceae.
AUGUCAUCAGAUAUUGACGAAACAUCCGAGUCAGUUAAUCAUGUUAAUAGAUACCUUCGGCCAAGUUGGAAGGAUGAAUAUCCAUGGCUUGAAUUUGAUAUGCAAAAUAAACGAAUGUUUUGUACUUUAUGUCGUGCUUGCAAUAAGAAAAAUGCAUUUGCAAAAAAUGGAUCUACAAAUAUUAAGCUUUAUGCUGUAAAAGAACAUACUAAAACAAAAGAUCAUAUUAGCUCAGAAGCAAAAAAAGAAAUUAUAAACGCACCACCUGGACAUGUUAUAAGCUUAAUGAAAAUUGUUUAUUCUAUGGCAAGAAAUGAUUUUCCAUUAAGCAAAUUUAAUCAACUAACUCUAAUGGGCCGUGCUAUUGAAUCUCCACAUCUAAUUUCUAAAGACUGUUCAAUUACAUAUGAAAACAAUAUAUAUGGGCGAGAAUUAUUAUCUUCUAUAGCUCUUUCAAUUGAAAAUAAACUUUGGAAUGAAUUAUGUCUUGCUACGGCUAUAG